AUGUUUGGACCCAUUGUCUGCACAAAUGAAAGAACCCUUGUUCCUGGCAUCGAGGAUGCUAAUUCAUCUUCUGAUGAUCAUUUGGAAGCCACUUUAGGUGGGGGUGAAAACAGCACACCUGAUCCAUGUUCAAAUGCGACUGGGAAGCGUAAGGUGCGUCAUGAUUCUCCUAAACCAAAGAGGAAAAAAGAUUCGAGGGAAGAGUACAUGAAACGCCUUGUCGAGGCUUUUGAGUCACGUUCAAGGACCACUAACAAGUCCAUAACCUCUAAUGAGACCGAACCUGUGCGUAUUGAGAUGUGUGACCCUUAUGAACACACAUCUGAUGAUGAAAUGGAUGCACACACAUCUGAUGAUGAAAUGGAUGCACACAUAUCUGAUGAUGAAACAGAUGGAGAAAUGCUUGUUGCUCUAUAUGCUGUAGACAUAUGGGGCAGGCAUUUCAGUCAGGCUCCUAGAAGAACAUUGGUCGAAUCUGGUAUUCAAUGGGUUCAGAGAACUUUGGAGAUUAGUAACGACUGUUUUGACAUGUUUCGCAUGCGAAGAACUGUUUUUAGACGAUUGCAUGACACGUUGUUACAAAAUUAUGGUCUGCUUCCAAGCCGGGGUGUCAGUACUAUGGAAGCUCUUGGCAUAUUCUUGUGGGCAUGUGGGGGUCCACAAUCGUUUAGGCAGAUCAGAAAUAAAUUUGGUCACUCAUUGGAAACAAUUAGCCGCAAGUAUAGUGAUGUCCUUAAUGCACUUUAUAAGAUGUCAUCUGACAUAAUCAAGCCGAAAGACCCACAUUUCGUCGAGAUUCAUCAUCGUUUGCGAGAGGCGAGGUUUUGGCCACACUUCAAGGAUUGCAUAGGCGCAAUAGAUGGUAGUCACUUUCCAGCGGCAGUCCCGGCUUCGGAACAAGCGAAAUAUAUUGGCCGACACGGUUACACGUCGCAGAAUGUAAUGGCCGUAUGUGACUUCGAUAUGAGGUUCACAUUUGUUGUGACAGGAUGGCCAGGUUCCGUACAUGACACAAGAGUACUACAGGAUACUUUAAUAACUUAUGCGGACAGGUUCCCCCAUCCACCGGAAGGUAAAUACUAUCUUGUUGAUUCGGGUUAUCCAAAUAGAAAGGGGUACCUUGCACCUUAUAAGGGUCAGAAGUACCACAUUACGGAAUGGCAAAAUGCGAGGCAACCUAUUGGGAGCAAAGAAGUAUUCAACUAUGCGCACUCAUCGCUACGAAAUGUUAUUGAGCGAUCAUUUGGGGUGCUCAAAAUGAAGUGGAGAAUUCUAUUAAGUCUCCCUUCAUUUUCGCUUGAGAAACAAUCGAAGAUAAUUAUUGCAUGUAUGACAUUGCAUAACUUCAUUAGAGAUAGUGCUCUACACGAUAGAGAUUUUGAUGAAGUAGGACCUAAUAGCCUAAGUCAUGAUCUACCUGCAGGUGAGAGUAGUACUAACACAUCUGAUGAGUUAGACAUGAGUGAUUUUCGAGAUGCAAUUGCUAAUGCAUUAGUGUCGUAG
Molecule: messenger RNA, 1503 nt
Organism: Zea mays
Lineage: Eukaryota; Viridiplantae; Streptophyta; Magnoliopsida; Poales; Poaceae
Product: putative nuclease HARBI1
Exons: 3
Coding region: 1-1503 (500 amino acids)
Source: RefSeq, a predicted model, not a curated record